AUGCAUCGCGUUGCUAACUACACCGUACACGUCUGUGGACCCGAGGACCCAAAGCUGAAGCAGUUCAUCAAGAAACAUGGAGAACUGAGGGCGGCGUUGGCAAUGCCAUCAAGGAACGCACAUAUUCCUCACCAUAGCAAAGCCAGCGAGUCGCUGGAGGAUUUCUUUGAAGAUACUAUGGCGUCGGCUUCGGGAAUCAUCCCUCAGCCCAUUCUGGAUAAAAUCGAAGAGCUCAGCAAGCAGUGGGACAUCGAUGAGAUCACUAACGCGGCAGGAACAGUGUUGAAAAAAGCGUGGGAUGUCUACAACGCACUGGCAGGAACAUAUAACACAAUUGUGCGGCACGACAAACUCGCCAAACUUCUGAUCCGCAAGGUCGCCUGGCACCCUCAACAACCUCUGCUCGCGAUUGCUCUCUGGAACGACUCUGUCUGGGUCUAUGAUCUGUCGGUCGAAUCGUGGUACUCUUGUGGACUAUCACACCCGGCACAGUCGAAAAUCUCAAGUCUGGAGUGGAAGCCUAUGUCUGGUGUUGUAUUGGCGAUCGGGUGUCGGGACGGUGUGGCGCUUUGGAACGUCUACCGGGAUCACUCUCGUGCAGAAACCGGCUCUGGACGGACGGAAUUUAAUCCUGCCAAGGAUCGACCCUCUGAGUUGUUAAGCCAGACGUUCAAUUCCAAAACGGCUGCGGAUAACCAUGGCAGAGAUACCGCCUGGGUCGGGAUUAACCGCUUUAAGGAGCUGCGGGGUGUCGAUCAAAUGGCUUGGGACCCCCGAGGAGAACUGUUGGCGAUUGGAUCUGCACACUCGUCAACUGUCUACAUCCGUGAGACCGCCACGAAGAGGGUCACAGAGUUGAGGUUGAACUUGCGGUUUACCCCACCAAAGUUUAUCCGGAGUGUGGAAUCGUUCAUGGAGACCAUGUCGAACAUCAAGGACGCGCUCCAGUCAGUGACCUCGCCCAAUCUGAACAAGGUUCCAAAGCCAAUACACGAGGAGGGCCAUUUCGGACCAACCGUUUGUUGCAUGAGUUGGUCCCCCAGCGGUGAAUACUUGCUCGUAGCACAUCAGUCGGAGGUUGUACGGAUCUACACCGUGGCGACGUGGAACUAUAUCCAGAUCAAGGAUUUGAAGGGCGCGAUCCAGUCUGCCUGCUGGACACCCGACAGCCACAACGUCUUGUUUGCCCUGCAGGGUGACGAUCUCAUUCGGGCAAUCCAUUUGGAAAAGCGUGGUGGCGAGUUGAACUGGAUCCCUCUCAAUCACGCCAGGUUGUCGUUGGAGUACACCGAUGUCUCGCCCAAGCAGGACAAGGAAAGCACACUUUUGGGCCGGUUUGGUGGACGGUCGUUGUCCGAGAUGUCUGAAUUUGGUCCUAUUGAGGAGCUGGCGCUGGAUCCUAAUGGCGAGCGAUUGAUUGUUCGGUUCAGGGAUACAGACUUGUUGGGCGUGGUACUGGUUCGGCCUACGGGAGCUAUGUUGACGGACUUGGAUAUCUUCCUGUUGACAGGAUUUAUUCAAGGACCUGGCUGGAACGAUGAUGGAGACGACGAAGAUGAAGGCUCGCGCGGUCGCGAGCCCAAGGCCAGCGCCAUGUCGUUUGCAAACAACUACCGCGGAGGAUCUCUUCUCACCGUCGACGCGUAA
Molecule: messenger RNA, 1647 nt
Organism: Linnemannia hyalina
Lineage: Eukaryota; Fungi; Mortierellomycota; Mortierellomycetes; Mortierellales; Mortierellaceae
Source: the annotation of a GenBank genome assembly